CUGCCAUAGACUAGGUUUCAUAAUGCAGAGUGUUGUCGAGAAGAUUGUGGUACAGUAAAAGCAGUGGUUUGCAGUCUGUGCAAGAGGACGGCUUCAACUGCAUCAGGAUGGCCAAAUGUUCCAGAACAUCAGUUAAGAAGCAGAUGUCUCCUGUCAAAGCACUCAGGAACUGCACAGAUCUGGAGAAAUCUGUUGCAACAAUAGCAGUAAUAUUUAAUAAUCACACAGGUCCAGAUGGAAAACUCAGUAAAACUCAGGCAAAAGACUUACUUUUGGCCCAGUUUCAGAGCUUCAUUAAGGGACAGGAACUGAAGCCAAAAUACAAAGAAAUUAUUUCCGACCUUGAUGAAGAUAAGGACAAAAGAAUAGACUUUGAAGAUUUUAUGAUAAUAUUGACAAGCCUGACAAUAAUGUCAGAUCUUCUGCAUGAGCUACGAUGUCUGACAACUAAAAAAUGAUAAUGCAUGAAUUUAAAUAAUUUCCUUUAAUUCAAGAUGAUAUUUUAUUAUGCAUGUAUGAAAAGAAUAUUUGGUAGCUAAAAGAGUCAACUAAAAAGUAAGGUUGAGGGUAAAAGAUUUCUGAGUGAUACUGUGUAGUACAGACACAUCCUCAGAAUUAUGAAGUUUGAUCAUGA
Rhincodon typus (whale shark) is the source of this 634-nucleotide messenger RNA. RefSeq names its product sentan. Gene Ontology annotation, molecular function: transition metal ion binding; calcium ion binding. The record is from RefSeq and is a predicted model, not a curated record. NCBI's taxonomy places the organism in Eukaryota, Metazoa, Chordata, Chondrichthyes, Orectolobiformes, Rhincodontidae. The transcript is spliced from 4 exons. Bases 108 to 458 code for a protein of 116 amino acids.